Molecule: messenger RNA, 2049 nt
Organism: Saccharomycodes ludwigii
Lineage: Eukaryota; Fungi; Ascomycota; Saccharomycetes; Saccharomycodales; Saccharomycodaceae
Gene: HRK1
Product: putative serine/threonine protein kinase HRK1
Exons: 1
Coding region: 1-2049 (682 amino acids)
Biological process (GO): intracellular signal transduction; protein phosphorylation
Molecular function (GO): ATP binding; protein serine/threonine kinase activity
Source: RefSeq, a predicted model, not a curated record
AUGUUGAAAUUAUUUAAGAAUAAAAAUAAAAGUAAUAGUUCAUUACACCAUCACAAUCAACACCACUCUUCAGAUAAUCAUCAAGAUGAUAAUAACGGUGGUAGUUCAUAUAUACACCACUAUGGUACAAACAACACCGUAAACACCAGUCCUGCUAAUAACGCCAAUAAGACUACCUUUUCUAGAAGUGGUUCACCUACAGAAAAUAAUUAUAACACCUAUAGUAGUGCUGGUUCGCCACCCCCUAAUAAUAACCCAACUUAUCACCAUAACAUAAAGCCACAUAGAUCCAAGUCAUUUUUAGGGUUUCAAUUAAAUAAGAAUUCAAGUAAUGCUUCUAGCUCUUAUUCUAUCCAAUCUCCUGUCCAGAGCAAUGAAGACAUUAUAAACCAUAAUCACAACAACAACAACAACAACAACAACAUCAAUCAUAACCACCAUCACAACAACAUCAAUACCCAUUCUUCUAUGGUCGAAAUUAAAAGAUUUUUUAGGCCACACAAUUUAAACCCUAAUAAUAUCAUUACAGGAAUUGAACAUUCUGUAGGUGUUAAUACUGGUUCUGGUAACAACAAUCAUCUUUUAUUAAGAAAUAAUGCUAAUAACAGGGAUAAUAGUAGAUCACACUUUGAUCACCAUUCACAUACUCAAUCUGCCAUACCGCCGAGUUCUGAUUCUACUUUGUCCUUGGGGAAUAAAGCAAAUAUUUAUCAUGAUGACGCCAUUUUAGCUCAGAAAUACGGUAAAUUAGGUAAAGUCUUGGGUAGUGGGGCUGGUGGUAGCGUUAGAAUUAUUACUAGACCAUCAGAUGGUGUUACCUUUGCCGUUAAAGAAUUCAGACCAAGAAAGGCUGAUGAACCCGUGAAGGAGUAUGCAAAAAAAUGUACUGCCGAGUUUUGUAUAGGUUCUACUUUGCAUCAUCCUAACAUCAUUGAGACUUUAGAUAUUUUCAGUGAUGCUCAACAAAAUAAGUAUUAUGAAGUGAUGGAGUAUUGCCCAGUUGAUUUUUUUGCCGUUGUUAUGAGCGGGAAAAUGUCUAGAAACGAAAUCAAUUGUUGUUUUAAACAAUUAAUGGAGGGUGUUAAAUAUUUGCAUUCAAUGGGGCUAGCUCAUAGAGAUUUAAAACUAGAUAAUUGUGUUAUGACAAGUGAAGGUAUUUUAAAAUUAAUUGAUUUUGGCUCAGCUGUUGUUUUCAAAUACCCAUAUGAUAAUCAUAUCACUUUGGCCAGGGGUAUUGUUGGUAGUGAUCCAUAUUUAGCUCCUGAAGUGCUAACUUGUAAGAAAUAUGAUCCUCAACCUGUCGAUAUUUGGAGUAUGGGUAUUAUUUAUUGCUGUAUGGUAUUGAAAAGAUUUCCUUGGAAAUCUCCUAGUAGGUCAGACAAGAAUUUCCAUUUAUUUUGUUUACCUGACGAAGUAGAACAUGAUUAUGUGGAGAGCGCCAAAAAACAUGCGGAAUUAUUGAUGAAGUUGAAACUGGAAAAGAAACAAAAAAUGCUGUUACAAGAGCAGCAGCUAAGAGAAAAAGAUAAUGCCAUGCAUGAAGAACCUGUUAAGAAAGAUGAUAAUACGAAUAUUUCCAAUAAAGAUAACAACCCAACAGAUAUAUCAUCAACACAAAAGAAGGAAGAACCACCUCAACCACCAAAAAAUAAUGAUGAAACAAAAAACAAUGAUGAACCAAAGGCGAAUGACAAUUCCUCUCAAAUAACCUCAUGGACGCAACAACCCGAACAUCAUCAUCAUCAUCAUCAUGAAACACACCCAGAAUAUCGCCAACAACAGACGACUGCUACGAAAAAACCAUUACAAGGCCCAUAUAGAUUAUUCAGGUUACUACCACAUGCCGCUCGUCCUAUAUUAUCCAAGGUAUUAGAAGUUGAUCAGACUAAAAGAGCCACACUGGAAGAUAUUUUUAAAGAUGAAUGGUUUAUUAACAUUAGUUAUUGUACUUUGGAUAAGAAGGGUCAUUUGAUUAGGGGCAAAGGACAUACUCAUACUAUAGUCAAAGAAGAGGAUGCUCAUCUAGAAAGCUAUAAAGAGAAAAAGUAA